AUGGCGAUGAGGUUAAGCCACCAAACCCUUUGGCCUGUUAGAGCUUGCUCCAUGUGUGACCCCUGCAUCUGCUCAACUGGAGGAACUUUAGGGCAAUUUGCUUCAAAGCUUCAGGUCCCUCCUCCAAAGCUUAUGGGUUUUCCUGCUUCCGAAGACUUGCCCAGUAUGAUAGGAAUGAACAUAAUAGGAGAUUUGGUUAUUUUCUUCUCAAAGCACACAUUGUUUCCAGCUCUCAACAGGGCCCAACAUAUAGAAGCAUUGAGCAACAUGGAAUUCUUUUCCAGUUGGAGUCCAUCUAAAUGGCAACACAAGACAUUAAUACCACUCAAUGCUAUCAACUCAAGGAGCCUUGAGAUUAUGUGUGAGGCCAUUGGGCAAGAUGGACUGGAUAUAGACCUCCAAGCUACCAUGAGGCGAGGGUGCCAUUGCUUGGAAAGCCUACACACUCAUAAGGAUGCUCUGAAAUUCCUAUUUGUAAGUGAUGACUGGACUAAGUCCAAAUUGGCAAGAACAAUUCAUACUAAGAAAAGAAACAGGUUAGAGCAUAAAAGGCUUAAUGAUUUGGUCUAUGUUCAGUACAACCGAAAGAUGGCAGUGAGGUUUCAAAAGCGACAUGAGAAAGGAGCAGGCAGCUUUGAUCCUUUGUGUUUGGAAGACUUUGAUUGGAAUAAUGAAUGGGUUGAUGUGGAUGCGGAACCAGUUCAUAAUGGCCGUGGACUUGAAAUUACAUGGGAUCAAGUUGAUGAGGCUGUUGGUGCAUCCCAAAUGUAUCGUGGUCGUAAUUUCCCUAGGGCAGCCCGCGACGAUGAAACUAAUAUUGAUAGAACUUAUACUCGUAGGCGGUCUGCAGCAGCUACUGCCCCAAUUAGGAGGACUUAUGAACCACAGGAGGAUGAAGACAUGGAAGAUGAUAACUCUGAUGAAGAAUAUCUGGUUGAUGAUGUGGAAGUUGAUGACUAUGGUGAAAUUGCACCUAUUGUUGCUGACGAAAGUGAUCAAGCUGCUGCUGGUGGUGGCAAUUCAUAUCCUUUUGUGAUGGAGGAUGACUUCUAUUGA
Messenger RNA from Miscanthus lutarioriparius, 1056 nucleotides. NCBI's taxonomy places the organism in Eukaryota, Viridiplantae, Streptophyta, Magnoliopsida, Poales, Poaceae. The record is from the annotation of a GenBank genome assembly.